AUGCAUGCCAACGCAUUCAAAAUGACCAUCACUAAACUUUGCCUGGCUCUUUUCUUCUUGUCUCAGAUUCAAGUUUCAAUUUCGAGUAAUCAAACGACAACUCGGGACGAAUUUGUAGAAUCUCGAGAAAGCGAGCUACGGAGAUCUUUGGUUUAUUAUUAUGACCCUUACCUUAGACCAGUUAAAUUAGCUUCACAGACAAUUACGGUACACUACGAUAGCUCAAUCUACCAACUUGUAGGUUUCAACACUAAAGAUCAAACGAUUCAAAUGCUGAUGUUUCAGCGACUUUAUUGGCACGACGAACACUUGACAUGGGAUCCAAAAGAUUACAGCGACAUCCAGUGGAUCCGAUACAACCGGCUUGUAAUCUGGACUCCCGAUGUUUUGCCAUACAACGAUGUUGGGCGCCAUGAUCAUGAAAAGCAUGACUGGACCAUUCCGGCUCAAGUUCAUUUCUCGGGCCAAGUAAAAUGGUUCCGACCAGUUAACUUUGAAACCACGUGUUCUCUCGAUGUGACCAAUUUUCCAUUCGAUAUUAAAACGUGUGUCAUUGAAAUUGGUUCGUGGCAGUACUCGCUAUCCGAACUGAAUGUUUCGUGUCGGAAUCACCAAUCCAAUUUGUCCUCUUUUGUCUCCGACAGUCUAUGGGAAAUAAAAGAUGCAACUUGUGCUGAAGUUGUUCAUCAAUACAGCGGUGGAGAAUUUGGAAUCAUACACUUAACUGUCACCUUCAAACGACUGUCCAAAUUCUACGUCCAAAACCUCAUACUUCCAAACGCCGUUCUUUUGUCGUUGUGCACCCUAACUUUCUUCAUUCCAGGAGAAAUUGGCGAAAAAGUGAGUUUCGGAGUGACUGUUACACUCGCACUAUGCGUCAACUUGAUGAUUGUUACCGAUUUUGUACCCGAAACUUCGAAGACUUUUCCAAAAAUCUGCACCUACUUUCUGCUUAGUAUUGUAUUCUCGUGUAUUUCUAUUGUUAUCGCCACUUUAUCGAUCAACUUCAAAGGUCACAGACCAAUUGGGAAAAAGUACGAAAUUGCUCAGCCAAUGAACGCAGAGGAAAAUCAAACUGCUCCAAGUAAUUCAGAUGAAACAAAAAAGAGAAUUUUUGGGAAGAAAAUGAUCAAUUUCUUGACAAUAAUUGCAAAAGUACUCACACGAAAAAAGAUUGACAUGAUUCUUGGUGCAUUAUAUUUCGUUGCUACUUCGAUUUUCACCUUUUCGUUUAUAUAUUCAAUAAAUAAUUGA
This is a messenger RNA of Symsagittifera roscoffensis, 1254 nucleotides long. RefSeq names its product neuronal acetylcholine receptor subunit alpha-6-like. Gene Ontology annotation, cellular component: neuron projection; synapse; plasma membrane. Gene Ontology annotation, molecular function: excitatory extracellular ligand-gated monoatomic ion channel activity; transmembrane signaling receptor activity; transmitter-gated monoatomic ion channel activity involved in regulation of postsynaptic membrane potential. Gene Ontology annotation, biological process: chemical synaptic transmission; signal transduction; nervous system process. Lineage: Eukaryota; Metazoa; Xenacoelomorpha; Acoela; Convolutidae. The record is from RefSeq and is a predicted model, not a curated record. The transcript has 2 exons. The coding region runs from base 1 to 1254 and encodes 417 amino acids.